AAGGUUAAAAAUACUAAAAUAAGCAUGCAUUUAAAAUAAUAUUUGAUACUUAAGCAGUGGUAACACAUUAAAAAGUUUGCUUAGAUUAUUUAUGCUAAAAAUGUAUAGAAGUUAUAAAAUGGAAAAUGUAAUAUAAUAAAUAUAAGAAAGCAACAAGUGAAAGCAGAUGUUCUAAAUGCCAAUAAAAAAAUAUUUUUAAAAGUUAUAGACAUUGUUGUGAUGUAUGUGCUAAAUAAUUAAAAAUAUGUGCCAAAUGUCUUUUACCGACUAAUAAUUUAUCCGUAAAUGAAAAAGAUCUUAAAGUGAAAUAAGAAAAAGAAUAAAAAGAAAUGGAAGAAUAUUUGACUAAAUUAAGAGAAAGAACAAGAAGAACAUUAAUUAGAAAACAUCAAAAUAAUCUUGUAUAAUGGAAUUCUAUAAAGAAAUGUUUUAUUGAUUCAGAAACAGGAUAAAAUUUAGAUAAUUUAAAAUUUAAAUAAGGAUUAGAAAAUGAAGAUAAUGUCGAAGAAGGAGAUUAAUGUGAAGAAUUUAAUAAUGAUGAUUUUGAUGCAUUAAAAGAAGAAUAAUAAUAAAUAAAAAUUAAAUAAAAAAAAAUGUUAGAAUAAGCUAAAUAAAUUAGUCUAUCAAGUGAUUAAGAAAAUAGUAUAGAUGAAGAAGAUGAUAUAGAAAUAUGA
Molecule: messenger RNA, 674 nt
Organism: Ichthyophthirius multifiliis
Lineage: Eukaryota; Ciliophora; Oligohymenophorea; Hymenostomatida
Exons: 2
Source: RefSeq, a predicted model, not a curated record